Molecule: messenger RNA, 933 nt
Organism: Fusarium sp. VM40
Lineage: Eukaryota; Fungi; Ascomycota; Sordariomycetes; Hypocreales; Nectriaceae
Source: the annotation of a GenBank genome assembly
AUGAACCCUCAAGCAGUUGAAUCUCCUCUGUCUCAGUCGGCGACAUUCCUCGUCCUCUCGGCAACCGACGCUCCGAAUGCCAGCCAGACUAUCAAGUCAACAUUGUCUAGCAUUGCAGACAUAACCAAAAACAUCUCCAUUCGCCACCAGACUGCCAAUCUCUCGUGCACCGUCGGAAUUGGGAGCUCGGUCUGGGAUCGCUUGACGAAGCUCCCUCGUCCCGCUGAGCUGCAUCCUUUCAAACAAGUUGAAGGUUCGCAGCACACUGCUGUGUCGACGCCGGGCGAUAUCCUCUUCCACAUCCGCUCCGAGAGGAGAGACAUGGCUUUUGAGUUUGAGCGACAGCUCAUGGAUAGACUUGGUGACGCUGUCAAAUUAGAGGAUGAGACCGUCGGCUUUAGAUAUUUUGACACACGUGAUGUACUCGGCUUUGUCGAUGGAACCGCCAACCCCGUCGGCCCGGAUAUUACACAUACAGUCCUCAUCACCGCAAAUGACGACUCUGCUGCGGUAGGAGGGAGCUACGUCGUUGUGCAGAAAUACCUUCACGAUCUGAAAGCAUGGAAGACGCUCAAGACAGAGCAGCAAGAAGCCGUCAUCGGGCGAACAAAGCUGGACAACAUCGAGCUUGAUGACGCUGAUGAAGGCCAGCAGCUAUCCCACAAGAGUCUUGCUACUAUCGAAGACGAGGGAGGAAGCGAGCAUGAUAUUCUGCGAGACAACAUGCCUUUCGGAUCUCCAGCACAGGGGGAGUUUGGCACGUAUUUCAUCGGCUACUCUAAAAAGCUUUGGGUGAUAGAGAAGAUGAUGGAGCGUAUGUUUGUUGGGGUUCCUCCUGGGAUGUAUGACCGAAUGCUUGAUUAUUCAAAGCCGGUCACUGGCUCAACGUUCUUUGUACCUUCUGCGGAUGUAUUAGCUGGUCUUGAUGACUGA